CGGCGCCAGCGUCAAUCGUCGCUCCUUUAUGGCGUCGCCUGUGGACGAGCCAUCCAUCCUUACGGCUGUCAACGUUAGCCGCCGAAUAAUUCCGGCCGGGUCGGACUCGAAAACAAGGCCCUUCGGAUGUCCAAACACAAACUGUUUCUGCUGAGGCAUGGGGAGGGGGCGUGGAACAAGGAGAACCGUUUCUGCAGCUGGGUGGACCAGAAGCUGAGCGAGGCUGGCGUGGCGGAGGCCCAGGAGUGCGGCCGGCUCCUCAAGGAGCAGGGCUACAAGUUUGACCAGGUGUUCACCUCCAUACUCAGCCGCUCCGUCCAUACUGCCUGGCUGGUGCUGGAGGCCAUGGGCCAGGAGUGGGUUCCUGUGAUCAAGUCCUGGAGGCUGAAUGAGCGCCACUACGGGGCCCUGAUUGGGUUGAACCGGGCCGAGAUGGCUCUCAACCACGGGGAGGAGCAGGUGAAACUGUGGAGGCGGAGCUACGACAUCACGCCGCCCGUAAUCGACGAAUCCCACCCUUACUUCCUGGAGAUCUACAACGACCGCAGGUACAACACCUGUGACGUGCCGAAGGAGAGCCUCCCCAAGGCAGAGAGCCUGAAGGAGGUGCUGGACCGGCUCCUGCCUUACUGGGAUAGCACAGUGGUACCAGAGAUAAAGAGAGGUCGAACUGUUCUCAUCGCCGCCCAUGGCAACAGUUGCCGUGCCCUGCUGAAGCAUCUGGAAGGUAUAUCAGACGAGGACAUCGUCAACGUGACUUUGCCCACUGGAAUUCCAGUUUUGCUGGAGCUGGAUGACAACCUUCGGCCCGUGAAGCCUCGGAAGCUCCUGGGAGACCAGACGAAGAUCCAGGCAGCCAUCAAGAAGGUGGAGGACCAGGGAAAAGCCAACUCGUCCGCCUGAACACCAUCACUAAGACGUCAGUAACGCCCCCCCCCCCUGGUUUCAUGGACACUUACUAGCUGCAGAGAAAAGCUUUUCGAGACACUACCAAAAAAAAAAAGAAAAAAAGAAAAAAGAAAGGAUUAAUUGAUGACAACUACAACAGAUUGUUCUGCUGAGGUUUACAGGAAAUCUGGAAGUCGCACAUUGAAUGGACUGUUUUGUGUCUGUUUUAUUGGACUGGGCUGGUUUUUGCAGGUAGACCAGGAGGUCCUAGAGGGAACUGAAAGAGUCGGGAGACUGGUUUUUAAACGCCCUGCUUUACACCUGGCAUUAAAAUGCGUCAUGCCUGAUCAGAAAGCAGCCAGGUUUUGCUUUCUCGCAUACAAAUCCAGGUGUAGAUGCAUCCGAGAGAUAUAUCGUUAAACUACUGGGGGGCCUGUUUGUCCACAGACCCAUAUUUGAUAACGGGAGUAAAUGCAAUGACGAUAAAUUAUUUAGUGUAAGGUCUGGAGAAUAUGUUGUAUAAAAAUGUCUCGUGUAAAUUUGUCUAAGCACUGUGAUGAAGCGUGUUGUGUGUAAGCACUGAGGUCUGAUCUAGAAGCCGGGGUGCCCCAGGUGAGACCCGUAUGAGUAACCGACCUAUCGCCAUGUGGUAGAGUUACCGUGAGGUGAGCACAUCCAGCACCAUUUACUUUGUUUUCUGCUACUGAGGGAGGUCUACAGAUGGGCUCUCUGUUACACCGAUGCACUCUGGGAACGCAUUCAGUAUUGAUUGGCUUGGACUUGAACUUGGCUUGAGCGUCCAACAGCUUCUGUGGCCAUUUCGUUCAAGAGUAAAGCACUUCAUCAACAAAACGCCAUAUUACCUCAUGCAAACCGAUAGCCAGGCUCUUCAUUCCAAGUCUGAGUCACAGAAUUAUCUAAUUACCGUGCAUAUUCACCGGCAGCCGAGGCCCCUUCCUCGGUGGGCUUCCCAGAAAUGCGGGUGUACGGAGAUAACGCGCUGCUGACUGAAUGAUAGUUACUGAAGAAAUAAACUACAGGUUCUUCUCAGACACCUUUAGUUUAGCUGUUUGUAGAGUAUGUGUGCGGUUUACGGCCACGAUUACCGGUUGAACGGCAAACAUAAACUUGAUGGCACUUUUAAGGGGCAGUACUGAUGUGAUGACUAAUGAACAAUCAGGAACGACUUUAGAUGAACCAAGACUGUUUUGAUGGUUGUCUUCGCUGUCCACGGACUACCUGAGGUGGCUUCGUCGUCGCCUGUGCACGGGUCAAAGUGGUCGAAGCCUCCCCACCUUGUGUCUUAAUGUCCACUUGUUGUGAUUUCUCAUUGUUUGGUGUUGGCUGCUGUG
Molecule: messenger RNA, 2240 nt
Organism: Lampris incognitus (smalleye Pacific opah)
Lineage: Eukaryota; Metazoa; Chordata; Actinopteri; Lampriformes; Lampridae
Gene: bpgm
Product: 2,3-bisphosphoglycerate mutase
Exons: 3
Coding region: 127-903 (258 amino acids)
Biological process (GO): glycolytic process
Molecular function (GO): intramolecular phosphotransferase activity
Source: RefSeq, a predicted model, not a curated record